Molecule: messenger RNA, 690 nt
Organism: Fusarium sp. VM40
Lineage: Eukaryota; Fungi; Ascomycota; Sordariomycetes; Hypocreales; Nectriaceae
Source: the annotation of a GenBank genome assembly
AUGGCUUUCAAGACACUCGGUGCCAAAGCUGCUGCUGCUCUCGAUCAAGAGCUCAUGAGCAGUGGUGCAUUUUCGCUCGAUCAACUCAUGGAGCUAGCUGGACUUGCCGUUUCUCAAGCUGUUUAUCGUUUGCAGCCACUCGAGAGUGGCCGCAGGGUCCUUGUUGCCUGCGGGCCCGGAAACAAUGGCGGUGAUGGACUGGUAGCUGCUCGUCAUCUUCGUCAGUACGGCUACAGACCGACCGUUUUCUAUCCGAAGCGAAGCAAAAACGACCUUUAUCAGCGACUCGCAAAACAACUAGAAGACCUCGAAGUCCCUUUCGUGGACGACUUCUCCUCGGCACUGAACUCAACGGAUCAUAUUGUCGACGCGAUCUUUGGCUUCAGCUUCUCAGGUGAAGUCAGAGAGCCAUUUCCUGCGGUAAUUCAAGCUCUUCAAGACACCAAACUGCCGGUCACAUCGGUUGAUGCCCCUUCAUCGUGGGAUAUCGAAGAUGGUCCACCGAAAUCCGGACUUGGCAGCUCCUUCAUGCCUACAGCACUUAUUAGCCUAACGGCACCGAAGCCUCUAGUGAAGCAUUUCAAAGGUCGUCACUUUAUCGGUGGACGUUUCGUAACUCCAUCCAUUGCGAAGAAAUUUGACUUCGAAGUUCCGGAGUACAAAGGUAUCGACCAAGUGGUGGAAGUUUGA